AAAAAAUCUUCAAGUCCCCUCCGAGCGCAUUCCCGCAGGCAUUUACAUAUCCGUCAAUGUUGAUUCCCAUAGACGCUGGAAAUCGGCCAUCAGUGUCUUAUCAUCUGAGGAAUCUGCAGCGUGGGGCGACACUGUGACUCUGUACAGUCCAUGGAGACUUUCCGAUGCGAUGCGAGAGCUGAUUUUCUGUUUCUAGAUCAUCCCAUACCUCGCCUGCAUUAUCAAUAGAGAUCAGGGCGUCCUAUGAGGCCGGUCGAAUCCUAGGCAGUGGAGAGGUCAUUGGGAAACUUCAAAUGUCAUGGGAUGAGCUACU
Suillus subaureus is the source of this 313-nucleotide messenger RNA. RefSeq lists its product as uncharacterized. Lineage: Eukaryota; Fungi; Basidiomycota; Agaricomycetes; Boletales; Suillaceae. The annotation marks the transcript as partial. The transcript has a single exon. The record is from RefSeq and is a predicted model, not a curated record.